Dioscorea cayenensis subsp. rotundata (Guinea yam) is the source of this 645-nucleotide messenger RNA. RefSeq names its product agamous-like MADS-box protein AGL103. Gene Ontology annotation, biological process: positive regulation of transcription by RNA polymerase II. The transcript has a single exon. The record is from RefSeq and is a predicted model, not a curated record. The coding region runs from base 1 to 645 and encodes 214 amino acids. Lineage: Eukaryota; Viridiplantae; Streptophyta; Magnoliopsida; Dioscoreales; Dioscoreaceae. Gene Ontology annotation, molecular function: protein dimerization activity; RNA polymerase II cis-regulatory region sequence-specific DNA binding; DNA-binding transcription factor activity, RNA polymerase II-specific.
AUGGGAAGAAGGAAGCUGCCAAUGGAGUUGAUAAAGAAUGAAAAGGCACGUUCAAGGACUUUGACAAAGAGAAUAAAAGGACUGAAAAAGAAAGCUUAUGAACUCUCCAAACUCUGUAGCAUUGACACAGUUUUGAUAGUUGCUGGGCCUGACAACAGCUUAGAAACCUGGCCAGAAACAUCACCUGAGCUCAACCAUGUUGUUAAACGUUACAUGAACCUCAGUAAACCAGACCGUGAGAAGUAUGCAGUCAAACUUGGACAGAAGAGCCCAAAGAUGAAUUCCACUGUGCAGGACAAUGAGAUAAUGGGCAUUAUUGAUCAAGAAGAGAUAGUACCAGUUCUUAAUUAUUAUCCUCCAUUAUCAUAUGCUUAUCCUUCUUCAGACUUGAUGUAUUCUUCAGCAUAUGCCUAUAAUGUUCAGCAGCAGCAGCAACAGCAACAGCAGCUGCAGCAGAGUGUUCAGUUUCAGUGUUCUUGUAAUUCUUGUUUGUUUGGAGUAUUGGGUCUGGGAGGGAGUGGGAUUUCCUACAAUGGCUUGUUUGAUCAUCAAGAUGUUUUUCAUGGAGUCUCUGCAAGUUCUACAAGAUUUGAGUUUCAGGAUGUUAAUCAUCAAGGUGGUGCAGUGGGAUUCUGGAGCAUUUGA